Diospyros lotus (date-plum) is the source of this 2054-nucleotide messenger RNA. Its product is annotated as stemmadenine O-acetyltransferase-like. The transcript has 4 exons. The record is from RefSeq and is a predicted model, not a curated record. Bases 183 to 1523 code for a protein of 446 amino acids. Lineage: Eukaryota; Viridiplantae; Streptophyta; Magnoliopsida; Ericales; Ebenaceae.
CAUUCACAUCCUGCAUCCACAUUAAACCGGCAGUAAAGCUUCUCAAACUUGAGAGCUCUGCUCUUGGUGGGAAAAUUUUGCUGCCUAAUUUAAUCACCUUUAAUGGCGGCUUUCAGUUGGAUAGACGAGGAGGGUUAUGUUAGGACAAAUUAUUAAUUUCCCUUUCAAAGCUAGCGAUCAACAUGGAAGUACAAGUCAUUUCUAGAGAAUACAUCAAGCCAUCUUCACCACCACCAACUCACCUAAAAACCUUUAAGAUUUCUCUCUUGGACCAACUCACUCCUCCUGCAUAUGUUCCCACGGUAUUUUAUUAUCCCAUAAGUGAGGCCAAUUACAACAUUAAACAAAUAUUGUCUCGCUUAAAAACUUCGUUGUCUGAGACUUUAUCUCACUUCUAUCCACUCGCUGGACGACUUAAAGACCACAUGUCAUUUGAUUGUAAUUGUGAAGGAAUUCUAUUCAUAGAAACUCAAGUUAAUUGUCACAUGUCCGAGUUCCUUAAACAGCCUAAACUUGAGGUCCUACACCAAUUUGUUCCUUACCAAGACUUUGUCCCUGAGCCUGAAACUACCAUAGGUCAACUAGCCAUUCAAGUCAACGUAUUUGAUUUUGGGGGAAUUGCUCUUGGCCUAUCAAUGUCCCACAAGGUUCUAGAUGCAAAUUCGCAAGCAACUUUUCUCAAGUGUUGGGCUUCCUUAUUUAGUGGUCGUAAAGACAACGCAAUAUUUCCUGAUUUCUCCUCAGCAUCGUCACUUUUCCCUCCAAGAUCUGAACAAGUACCACGUAGCAUGACAUUCCUUAAAGAGAAGUGGUUGAAAGAAGGUAAAAACACCUUAAGGAGAUUUGUAUUUGAUUGCAAUGCCAUUAAAAACCUCAAGGUCAAGGCCACUAGCCAACUAGUUCCUUAUCCAAGUACCUCCCAAGUGGUAACGGGUUUGAUCUGGAAGUGUGUGAUGGUUGCUUCUACAGCGAUUAAAGGCUUCCAAACACCAUCCAUGUUGGUCUUGGCAGUAAACAUGCGGCCGCGAAUGGUACCACCACUGUUUGAAAAUUCUUUUGGGAAUAUCUUCUGGCAAACAAUUGCAUUUCACAAUGUAUCAAACAUUAAUGAAAUCGAGUUACAAGUUGUGGUGGGCCUUGUGAAUGAAGCAAUCAAAAAAGUAGAUGGUGAUUACAUUAAAAGCAUGCAAGGUGAUGAAGGCUUUCACAGGAUGUGCAAAUGGAUGGAAGAAAGAGAUGAAUUACAUGCCAAAGAAAAACCAGAGGUGAUUUUGUUUAGCGACUUGAGAAGUUUCAGAUUUUCAAAAUUGGACUUCGGAUGGGGAAAGCCUAUUUGGGUUAGCCAUGGUUGGGGACUUCCCCGUCCAGUGUUUUUGAAUGGGGUCUUUCUAGAAGAAAGCAAUGAUGGGGGAAUAGAAGCAUGGGUGCACUUGGAUGAACCUGAAAUGGCUAUUUUGGAACAUGAUGCUGAGCUCCUGAGCUACGCUUCUACAAAUCCAAGUUUUCCCAUAUCAUCCUCAUAGUUUGGUAGUUUUCGGGAUCAAAAUAGUAGCUUUUGUUAAAUGUCAUCUCUAAUUGAUGGACACCAAGUUGAUGAUGAGAUGAGUCAUCAUCUUUUAAGUUUUCUCCUCUAGUUAAAUGUGUGGCUAUUAUUUAGCCAAAUGUGUGGCUAUUAUUUAGCCAAAUAAGUGGUUGUAAUUGCUUGAGAACUAGUAUAAAUAGGUGUGUUUAGCUUGCUAGUUUUAUAUCAUUCAAAGAAGUGAGUGGAAACUCAUUAGUAGAGAGUUCCAAGUGUGAGUUAGAAAUGUUCUAGCAAUUGUUGUAAAGAAUCUCUUCUUCUUUGAGUGGUCAAUUAGAGUUGUGUACUCUUUUAUUUUCCAAUAGCUUUGUUACCGCUUGUUCAUAGUUUGGUAUUUUAUGGGUUACAAGAAAUGAGUCUCCAUCUUCGCUCCUUCGACUUUAUUUAUUUAUUUCUUCUGUAGCAAUGAUUAUUAUAAAUAUAUGGAUAAUAGUACGCUCCAUUCUGCUGCCCCGAACAAUGGAGCCCGUGAUGA